GGGCCCUGCGCGGCCGCAGCCGGGAGCGCUCGGCGGUAAUGGGAAUGCCGAUUCCGGCUUCUGGGAGUUAGGGGCGGCUUCGCAGGGGUUUUGGCUUGUUCGGGCUGUUUCGCUGGGAGCGGCAGGUUUAAGACAUCCUCAUAGACAUUCAUCUGAAUGUAUAGCAAAUGCAGAAAGUACUGAAGACACUCUGAAGCUGCAUUUAGAGACAAAGACUGUCAUAUUUGUGAUAACAUUCCUUUAUGUUGGCAUAACGUACAAGGAAAGUAAGGGCUUCAUGAAGGCGUGACAUGCAUAAGCACUUUUAACUCCUUCACAGUUGCUCUGUCACAGUAAGGCAAGUUCGGUUUAGUUGGAAGGGUUUAUUCUAGGAACUUGGUCUUUAAGAAGAUACGACAGUGUUUGCACAGCUUGUUGAGAGGUGAAGACAUAUGCAAAUGCCUCUGGUGUAGUUAUAUUCGUUUUUCUCUCAAUUAUCUUUAUCUUCUACUCUGCACAAUGGUUACUUUCCGGGAAAAAAUUUUACACUUGGUUAAGUGUUUCAGAAAACAAUGGCCUUUAUUUUCCAACUCCGAAAGGACUACUGUAUGUGGAGCAGACUGCAUGUUGAUGGCGUUACAACUGUCCAUGGCUGAAGUCAAUAAACAGUACCAUGGAGACUUCACAGUAUCACUUAGUGAUGUGUUGGAAACUUGGAACUAUUUGUUACGUGACAAAAUGGGAUUAUAUGAAAACAUGCAAGAACCUGAAAAUUAUGCUGAAGUGAAAAAAGGCUAUCAUGCCUUCUUAGCAAGAAGCAAUAUGUUAGAUUUAAUAGACAUAUAUCAGAAGUGCUGUAGUCUCGGACUUUUAGCUGAAGAUGAAAGCAUAUCUCCUGUUCAACUGUUGGAAUUUAUUUCUGGUGUAAUGAGUGCACAAGAAGAUAAUGGUUCCGUUCUUUCUACUCCUAUGCAAAUCAAUAGGCAGGGCCAGGAGGUGACAGUCCUGGCAAAGAAGUCUGUCUGUUCAUAUUUAAGCCUUUUGGUGAAUUCUAAGGAUGAUGUGGCAUUGGCUCAUAUUCUAAAUGUUCCUGACAGAGGACUUGGUAGAGAAGCCUUCACUAACCUGAAACAUGUCUCGCAGGAGAGAAAAAUGUCCAUUUUCCUGAUGGCAACAUCUUUUAUCCGGACCAUAGAACUUGGAGGAAGAAACUCUGCAUCGUCUUUGUAUGAUCCUUUAAGAGCACAUGUAAAAGGGCUUUCCAGCUUUGUUAAUUUUAUUGACAAGCUGCAAGAAAUUAUUGGUGAAAUCUUAAAUACAAGAAUCGCAGGGGGGCAAAUUCUGUCAACAGUGAAGAUGCAUUUGAUAAAAGGCCGAAGCAAUGGGGAUCCUUUCUGUCAGGCUGUAGAGGAAGUUGUACAAGAUUUGGAUUUGAAGAUUAAAAAUAUUAUCGAUUCACAACAGGAAGCCUUGACUGCUAGCACUACUGGAGUCAGUCCAGCACGGCCAAAAUUGCAUUCCAUAAAUCAUGGCACUGCAUAUUGUGGCAGAGAUACUGUAAAGGUCUUGCUAGCUCUUCUGGAUGAAGAAGCUGUCAAUCCUCCUACACAGAACAAAGCGGAUCUGUUGUGUGACAAUGAAAGUUUAAAUUUGUGUGGCAUCACCUCUGUUUUUACUCUCUUUAGAUCUCCAGCACGAUCCAAUGGAUCUUCUCCAAAACCGCUUAGACAACGUAUUCUGAAAUCCAUGGAUGAAAAAGUAAUUAAGAUGAAGCAACCUUCAAUUAAAUCCCAGUUUGCCUGUACAUAUAAAAAUGAUUUGAGUGAAAUGAGUGGUCAGCAUUCCCAUGCAAUUCCAACCUGCAAAUAUCCUGUACCAAAGCAACAUUUAGAAGCUGGAAAGUGCACAGGGCUUGGAACUAUUUCUGAAAGUGUUCACCAGACUAGAAGUUAUACAGAGAUGGGAAAGCUGAGUUGUCAGCCAAGGAACAAGAACUCUGGGAAUGAACAGAUGGAUUUGAAUAACGGCAAAAUAAUCUGUGACAAGGAAAGUGAACCAUCUUUGCAAAAAAUUACUAAAAGACUUAAGACUUCAGACAGCUCUAAGAAGGAAUUGAACAGCAAAACUGGUGGAAAAAGAAAACAGACCAAAGCUGCAAGUAAGAAUAAGCUGAUUGCUGGUCAGGCAAAAUUAACUCGCUUUUUUCAAGUCUAAGUUUUUGUUUUCACAUACAUGCUAUGUUGACACUUAUAAAAUAUUGCAAGAAAACAGGUGAAAUUAAUGAAUUACUUCCUUUCAUACAUAAAUAACUGAAAGCAGCUUGUGUAUUAUAUUAGACAACUACUUACAAGUCUGGAUUAUGCUGAAGUAUUUUAUUUUUUAAUAACAAUACAUUGUUAAUAAUUACACUGUUACUUUUGGUAAUGAAUUAUGUAUUCCUCUGCAAUGCAAUCCAAAAAAUUAUUUUUGGAUGGAUAUGUACAGCUAUGCUAACACUCAGUAACUUCAAAUUACGUUAAA
Messenger RNA from Cyanistes caeruleus (blue tit), 2499 nucleotides. RefSeq names its product PARP1 binding protein (gene PARPBP). Lineage: Eukaryota; Metazoa; Chordata; Aves; Passeriformes; Paridae. Gene Ontology annotation, biological process: negative regulation of double-strand break repair via homologous recombination. The record is from RefSeq and is a predicted model, not a curated record. Gene Ontology annotation, cellular component: chromatin.